CGACGCCGACGGCGACCACCACCUCUCACUGGAAUACGUUCAUUUCUGUCUUACAGAUCCAUGCGCUCGCCCACCAUGUCGCGCUCCUCAGACAUGAAGAACAUCGUUGUCAUCGGUGGCGGCAUCAUCGGCUGCACCACCGCCUUCUACCUCGCCUCACAUCCACGCUUCGCCGCCUCGUCCACCAAGAUCACCCUCAUAGAGGCCUCAAAAGCGGGCGUCGCACAAGGCGCGUCAGGCAAGGCAGGCGGGCUCGUCGCAAAGUGGGCCUAUCCCAAGGAGCUCGUCAACGUCUCCUUCGCAGAACACGUCCGCCUCGCGAGCGAGCACGACGGAGAGAAGCGCUGGGGCUGGCGGAUGGUCCACUGCGGGAGCUGGGAGGGGCGCGGGGAGGCGGCCGAGGACUCGGGCACGGGCGCGGGCGCAGGGGGGAGGCGGAAGAGUCUGGAGAAGACGUUGGGGCUGGAGUCGGAGUCGGACGCCUCGAAGGACGCGCACGCCCGCUCGGGGCUGCCCAAAGACCUCAACUGGGUCAAACGGUCGCUCACCGAGUCCUACUCGCCCAUGGCGCCCUUCGGCGCGACCGCGCAGGUGCAACCGUACCUCUUCACGACCAGUAUGAUGGAGCUCGCCAAAGACAAGGGUGUCGAGUACGUCUCCGGCAAAGUCACCUCCAUUAACGUCGACAACUCGAAGGGCUCGAGCCCGCAAGUCACCGGGGUCACCUACACGCCCUCCAACUCCAACCCCGGCGCGGAGCCCCAGACCCUCCUCGCGACGCAUGUCAUCCUCGCCGGGGGCGCGUGGUCGCCCAAGCUCGUCCCCUCGCUCCCCAUCGCGGGCACCCGCGCGCACAGCAUCACAAUCGUCCCGAAGGAGGGGACGACGAUCGCGCCGUACGUGCUCUUCACCGAGAUCUCCCUCCCCUCGGGCGUCGCGUCCAGCGGCCCGCGCAACGUCAGCCCCGAGAUCUACGCGCGCCCGACGAACGAGGUGUACUGCUGCGGCCCGGGAGACGACUCGCCCGUGCCCGAGACGGUGGACGACGUCGCGGUGGACGAGGACGCAUGCGAGAGCAUCCGCGAGCACGUCGCGAGCAUAUCGCCAGAGCUCCGGGAGGGGAGGGUCGACAGGCGGCAGGCGUGCUUCCUCCCCGUCGUGAGCUCCGGGGGCGGACCCAUCGUGGGUGCGGCGGACUCGGUCGCGAGGGGCUUGAUCGUCGCGACCGGGCAUACGUGCUGGGGAAUCUGCAACGCGCCCGGGACAGCGAAGGCGGUCUCUGAGUUAGUGAUGGACGGGAAGAUCAAGUGCGCGAACCUCGACAAGCUCAAGCCUUCGCGCUUCCUCUAGGCCGGGAAUAUUCCCAACCGCGCGCCAGUCUCGAGAGAGCGACGGCGAAGGGGUGAGCACAGACUGUGCACUUUAUCCGUGGCACGACGGACACCAUGUAUGCGCGUACGCACAUACCAACGGGCCGUUCGCGUGCUUUACAGAUGACUAGGCAUGAAGCAGGUAUAUUUGUAGCCAUAGAAGCCUGUACUACUGGUGAGAUGAGAAUAUGUUGUAUGAUCA
Dichomitus squalens LYAD-421 SS1 is the source of this 1572-nucleotide messenger RNA. Its product is annotated as FAD dependent oxidoreductase. Lineage: Eukaryota; Fungi; Basidiomycota; Agaricomycetes; Polyporales; Polyporaceae. The transcript has 2 exons. Bases 76 to 1350 code for a protein of 424 amino acids. Gene Ontology annotation, molecular function: oxidoreductase activity. Gene Ontology annotation, cellular component: late endosome; cytoplasm. Gene Ontology annotation, biological process: retrograde transport, endosome to Golgi. The record is from RefSeq and is a predicted model, not a curated record.